AUGGAGCGCACCAUGGGUGACUUACAGCUCAUGCCCGGGGCCACAAAGGAAGUCCCUGCUCCAGACACCGCAUGCUGCCGAGUGGCCCUCUCUGCUAUUGUGGCCACCAGCAUCGUCAUCGUCACCCUGGGAGUCCUUGUGGCCUCCCUCUCUACACAGGGCGUCGAGGUGGAGCACACGGCCCAGCUGGGGGGCAUCCGCUACGCACCCAGCCUGCAGAGGGACACCUCCGCCUUCUACCGCGCGCUCACGCCCGCCCUGGAGAUGCUGCUUCACUUUCUGCUGCAAGCCCUCGGGACGCUGAGCCUGGGCCUGGAGGAGGAGCUGUUGCAACGGGGACUCAGCUCGAGGCUGUGGGGACACGGCCUCCCCGUGGCCGACUACGGCACCAUUGUGUCCGCCCAGCUCGUAGGCAACCAGAAGGGGCCGAUGACAGAAAGAGACUUAAAAUCAGGUCGCUGUCCAGGGAACACCUUUUCCUGCGGGAACAGCCAGUGUGUCACCAAAGUGAACCCCGAAUGCGACGACAGAGUGGACUGCUCCGACGGAUCUGACGAGGCCCACUGUGACUGCGGUUUGCAGCCCGGCUGGAGGACAGCGGGCAGGAUCGUGGGCGGCGUGGAAGCGUCCCCAGGGGAGUUCCCGUGGCAAGUCAGCCUCCGAGAAAACGGCGAGCACUUCUGCGGGGCCACUGUCGUCGGGGCCAGGUGGCUGGUGUCGGCCGCCCACUGCUUCAACGAAUUCCAAGACCCCACCGAAUGGGUGGCCUACGCGGGCAUGACCCGCCUCAGCGGCUCGGAGGCCAGCACGGUGCGGGCCCGCGUGGCCCGGAUUCUCAGGCACCCCCUCUACAACCCCGACACGGCCGACUUCGACGUGGCGGUGCUCCAGCUGGGCCGCCCCCUGCCCUUCAGCAGGCACGUGCAGCCUGUGUGCCUCCCGGCCACCACGCACGUCUUCCCGCCCAGGAAGAAGUGCCUGAUCUCGGGCUGGGGCUACCUCAAGGAGGACUUCCUGGUGAAGCCCGAGACGCUGCAGAAGGCCGCUGUGGAGCUGCUGGACCAGGCCCUGUGCGCCAGCCUCUACGGCCACUCGCUCACCGAGCGGAUGCUGUGCGCCGGCUACCUGGACGGGAAGGUGGAUUCCUGCCAGGGCGACUCCGGAGGCCCCCUGGUCUGCAAAGAGCCCUCCGGAAGGUUCUUCCUGGCUGGCAUCGUGAGCUGGGGGAUCGGGUGUGCAGAAGCCCGGCGGCCGGGGGUCUACGCCCGCGUGACCAGGCUGCGCGACUGGAUCCUGGAGGCCAUCGCCACGGGGAGCAGGCCUCCGGCCCCCACGGUGGCUCCUGCCCCCACCACCUCCAGCACUGCCUGGUCCACCAGCCCCGAGAGCCAGGGGGUCGACACCCCCACCCAGCCCACACUGGCCCCCAGCACUGCGCCUCCAGACUCCGUCACCAUCUCUAAGCCACAAGAGUGCGGGGCCAGGCCGGCGAUGGAGAAGCCCAACCGGAUCGUGGGUGGCUUCGGGGCGACCUCUGGGGAGGUGCCCUGGCAGGUCAGCCUGAAGGAGGGUUCCCGGCACUUCUGCGGAGCCACCGUGGUGGGGGACCGCUGGCUGCUGUCGGCCGCCCACUGCUUCAACCAGACAAAGGUGGAGCAGGUGUGGGCCCACCUGGGCACCGCGUCCCUUGUGGGCGUGGGUGGGACCCCCGUGAAGAUGGGGCUCAAGAGGGCAGUGCUGCACCCCCAGUACGACCCCGGCCUCCUGGACUUUGACGUGGCCGUCCUGGAGCUGGCGGGGCCCCUCGUCUUCAACCAGUACGUCCAGCCCGUCUGCCUGCCCCUGGCCAUCCAGAAGUUUCCCGUGGGCCGCAAGUGCAUGAUCUCCGGAUGGGGCAACACGCAGGAGGGAAACGCCACCAAGCCUGACACCCUGCAGCGGGCGUCUGUGGGCAUCAUGGACCAGAAGGCGUGCAGCGCGCUCUACAACUUUUCCCUCACGGACAGGAUGAUCUGCGCGGGCUUCCUGGAGGGCAAGGUCGACUCCUGCCAGGGUGACUCUGGGGGUCCCCUGGCCUGCGAGGAGGCCCCCGGCGUGUUCUAUCUGGCGGGGAUCGUGAGCUGGGGCAUCGGCUGUGCUCAGGCCAAGAAGCCCGGCGUGUACUCACGCAUCACCCGGCUGAAGGGCUGGAUCCUGGACACCAUGUCCUCCCGGCCCGUCCCCACGCCUCCCCCCGCCACCACGAGGACGCCCGCCACCACCAGUCAGGCCCCCAGGACGACGGCCGGCCUCACAGCCCCGGGCGGCACGGCCAGCGGACCAACCCGCCCGGCCACCAGCAGGGCGACCAGCCAGCCUGCCAUCCGGACCACCACCACCAUGACCACCACCGCCAGGGGACAGACGCCACCUCCAAACGCCCCAGGGACCACCGUGGGCUCCCAGCUUCCAGACUGCGGCCUGGCGCCGGCGGCGGCGCUGACCAGGAUCGUGGGCGGCAGCGCCGCGGGCCGCGGGGAGUGGCCGUGGCAGGUGAGCCUGUGGCUACGGCGCCGGGAGCACCGCUGCGGGGCCGUGCUGGUGGCCGAGAGGUGGCUGCUGUCGGCGGCGCACUGCUUCGACGUCUACGGGGACCCCAAGCAGUGGGCGGCCUUCCUCGGCACGCCGUUCCUGAGCGGCGCCGACGGGCAGCUGGAGCGCGUGGCGCGCAUCUACAAGCACCCCUUCUACAACCUCUACACGCUCGACUACGACGUGGCGCUGCUCGAGCUGGCGGGGCCCGUGCGCCGCAGCCGCCUGGUGCGCCCCAUCUGCCUGCCCGAGCCCGCGCCGCGGCCCCCCGACGGCGCGCGCUGCGUCAUCACGGGCUGGGGCUCGGUGCGCGAGGGAGGCUCGAUGGCGCGGCAGCUGCAGAAGGCGGCCGUGCGCCUCCUCAGCGAGCAGACGUGUCGCCGCUUCUACCCCGUGCAGAUCAGCAGCCGCAUGCUGUGCGCCGGCUUCCCGCAGGGCGGCGUGGACAGCUGCUCGGGUGACGCUGGGGGACCCCUGGCCUGCAGGGAGCCCUCCGGCCGGUGGGUGCUAACUGGGGUCACCAGCUGGGGUUAUGGCUGCGGGCGGCCCCACUUCCCAGGUGUCUACACCCGGGUGGCUGCCGUGAGAGGCUGGAUCGGGCAGAACAUCCAGGAGUGACCACCACGUGGCUGCCCAGGCCUGGGACGAGGGAUGUAAAGGCAGCAGGAGCCAG
Messenger RNA from Ceratotherium simum simum (southern white rhinoceros), 3244 nucleotides. The record is from RefSeq and is a predicted model, not a curated record. NCBI's taxonomy places the organism in Eukaryota, Metazoa, Chordata, Mammalia, Perissodactyla, Rhinocerotidae.